Messenger RNA from Mercenaria mercenaria, 2051 nucleotides. RefSeq lists its product as uncharacterized. The transcript is spliced from 5 exons. Bases 39 to 851 code for a protein of 270 amino acids. NCBI's taxonomy places the organism in Eukaryota, Metazoa, Mollusca, Bivalvia, Venerida, Veneridae. The record is from RefSeq and is a predicted model, not a curated record.
AAAGUUUUCAGUAAGGUAUAGCACAUCAUGAAGUAGGAAUGGCGACGUGUUUUAAAAUCAUAUAUGGAUUAUUUUUUGCUUUACUGUGCUUUUAUUUUAAAGGUUCAGAUACGAAAUGUAGUUCCAGAAACCAUUUUGGACCAAACUGUUAUUUCGAGUGUCAUUGUAUGAAUAAUGAACAAUGUAACAGCAGCACGGGAAACUGUCCCUCAGGUUGUGACUUCGCCUGGGUAGGUCCUGGGUGCCAACGUGAAAAUAUAGUGCCUGUAGGUCAUAGUGACGAACAGUUAAUGCUGGCCCGCCACCAAAGUAAUAUAGAGACAAAGCAAUUUGCGAUAAUGGCUGUCGACAAAAGUUUAUCAACUUGCAGUUAUACAAUAUAUGCAAAUCAGUCAAGGGUUACCCCAUGGUGGAGACUUUGGCUAAAAGAAAAGUACAAAAUCAGGAAUGUCUCUAUUGUUACUCGCAGAGAGUACUUACAUUAUUUCAAGAAAUUUGAAGUGACUGUAAAAAAUAAUACGAACAAACAUUCGAACGACCAUUCUGGCCAAGAACUAUGCUAUAAGCAUGAUAACACUGCUCCGAGAACAACGACGUUUGAUAUUAGGUGUACAAAAGCUAUAUAUGGGAAUCAACUCAGAAUCCAGCUCGCAACUAAUGGCACACAGCUUGUCUUGUGUGAUGUCAGGAUUUGGGGAGAAUGUGCUGAUUGGAAUUUCGGUGAAAGCUGUACUGAAAAAUGUAGCACUCAUUGUCAAACAGUCUGUGAUAAAGAUGAUGGUACUUGUUCUUCGUGUAAGCCUGGAUGGACGGAAAGUCGCUGCAAUAAUGGUAGUCUGGAUUAUGAUUAAAAGUCGGCAUAAUAUACGUAUUACAAAUAGGAAAUCGAUACAUAUGUUCACUAUAUUCUAACAUCACCCAAACAGAGUUUUCUUCAGCGAUGUAAAAAUCAUCUAGCGAUAAUGCAUAUUGUGUCACAUAUGUUUUAUUUGGCUAUUAAAUCCCGCUCAAGGUUCCUCUUAACUACGGCAAGCAUUCGAUUAAUGUUACCAUUAAUUGAAAGUAAAAGUUACUUUAGGAGUGACGACACACUUCGAGUGGGAAUUGUUGAUAUCAUGUUCGUUGCAAAUAAUUAUUAUUAUAAAGGUUAUUUUUUUUCAUAUUUUUACUGGUUUAAACACUGUGAUAUGAUAUUGAAAAAAGUAAUGUUGACUCGAGGAUGGAACCAAAACACAUCUUAAUCUACAGCAUGGACAUCAAAACGUUGUGACGUUAUAACAUGUGACGUCAUAAACCAUUUCAGACUAAAACAUGGGAAACAACAAAUCAACCACUGCAAAUGUUUGCAACUACUUCCACAAGUAGCCUUGAAGUUCUUGUAUCAAAUAACAAAAUAUUUGUUGCCUUUAAGAAUCAGUCAAUAUGAUGAUUAAAUGACCUGGGAAAAGUGAUAUCUAUCAACGCCCUCUAACAAUAUCAUUUCAUAACUAAAAGACAAUAACUGUAUACUGUUAUCAGCUAUUUAUAAAAUAAAGGCAUCAAUGCCAAACAAAUUAUUAUUUGGGUAAAAUAAAAGCAGAUAUAAGAAAUGUAAAUAAACGUAGUUGGCAAAGUUACUUUUCAAGCCCAAGGCAGUGCUGAGAUGAAUGUGUCCAUUCGAACGAAGAAAACCCUAAUUUUGUAAUCGAUUGUUACCGAAACGAAAUGGAAUAUCAAAUCUUAUCUUAUUGAAAGUGCAGUUAAAUAAUCUUAUAUAAAUGCAGAUCACAUCAUUUUAACUAGCAAAAAUCCCAGCAAGGACAUUAACUUUUUGUACCAAAGAACAGCAGCGUAAAACUCUCCAUUUCAGAGUGUGCCAAUGGACGAUAUGGCAAAAACUGUACAGACAGCUGUAGUCCAUUCUGUAGAAAAAGUUCAAAAUUAGUUUGCAAUAGCAUUGAUGGCCAUUGUACAAAUGGAUGUAUAAAUGGUUAUACUGGUCAUUUAUGCGAUCAUAGUAAGAUUACCAUAUUUGGUAUUAUCAGAUAUUUUAUUUUCUAGAGUCUAGAAUA